Molecule: messenger RNA, 881 nt
Organism: Guyanagaster necrorhizus
Lineage: Eukaryota; Fungi; Basidiomycota; Agaricomycetes; Agaricales; Physalacriaceae
Exons: 6
Coding region: 116-697 (193 amino acids)
Source: RefSeq, a predicted model, not a curated record
GCUAUUGAAGUGAGUGAUUGAUUCGCAGAAAACACUGAAGGGCCGCCGAAUGGUCGGUUCGCCAAGUGGGACCACGACAGCAUAUUUUUCAAUCUCGCCAGAGGGAAGUUAAGACAUGGUUAAUUUUGGGUGGUAUUUCGAUAUCAAUCAGGAUAAAAUUGACCUAGAAGACGUCGUUCGCAACGGUCAAACUGGACCAAACAACCUCUCUUCUCUAUCGCCAUCUGCAACCUUGAACACGCCAGUCGUCGCUUCCCGUUAUGGGACGGUUUGUUCGGGGCCUGUAGGGCGCCCGGAAGAAACAUUUGGUUUACUGUACAGUCUCGCUUCUAUGAGUAGCGACUUUGACAUUCAACACCGAAUCUCGCUGUGGGAGCAGAUGAGAAAGCGUACGAGGAUGGUCCCCCGUUUUUGGCAUUUCAAGGAGAGUCUGCUUCAUCAGUCUGGUUUCGACGAAAUGGUAGUCGACUUUUGGAUCUCAUUUGACACGAGCUUGAAUGCCAACGAUGGCUUAGGAUGCAUCCUCCACUUUGGCUGCGAUACACCUCUGAGAAUGAGAUAUGAUAAAACGAUCCUGUUGAAGCGGAUUGUUUUGAAUGAUAAUGGCCUCAGAUACUCUUGCAACUACUUGGUGGCAGCGCAGUGGUCAUUCCGGAUGACUAUUGCAAGGAACAUAUCGAAUUCCGAGCAUGGUUAACGUCGACGUUUUCAUCCGUGCUGAGUUGAAUGAGAGAAGAAGAUUCGCACGUGUGUCGUCAAUACGGUGCGAUGCUCAGCCUAGCAUGCGUCAGUUGGCCAGGAGUCAUUACCCCGUGAGCCUUCUCUAUGAGCCGAAAUACGGCUGAAACUUUCCGCAGCAUGCGUCUGAAGAGAAGAUAUUC